Molecule: messenger RNA, 1272 nt
Organism: Alternaria atra
Lineage: Eukaryota; Fungi; Ascomycota; Dothideomycetes; Pleosporales; Pleosporaceae
Exons: 1
Coding region: 1-1272 (423 amino acids)
Source: RefSeq, a predicted model, not a curated record
AUGCCACCUACAAUGCGCACACCCACUGUCGAGUUUCGAUCACUCCUUCUACUACCAGUAAAGAUACCGAUACGCGCUCUCCGAACAUUGUACCGCCCGCAAUGCGCCCCCCGGGUUCCGCCCAUCCAACGCCUCGAGCAACGCCGUGCGCUCAACCUGUACAAGACGGCCAGGGCCAAGACAGUCCUCGGACAGCACAAGGUCCUGAACUUUAGUCCGUAUACCUGCCCGCCGCUGGACACAUUACAACACAAGGUCAAUCUCUGGAAGUCGACCACCAAGCAUGGCACACAGGGAGUUGUCAUGACCACAAAGGGGGACUUGAUAGCGGACAAUCUAUCAUUGCAAGACCUCUACGACUCCCACGUCAAAGAUGGACAAAUGCUCUUUUGUUUAGAUGCACUGAAGAAGGGGAUGGCGCAGGCUUAUUUGGACACAGAGGACAAGAGCGAAGAUGACAGGAGAAUACCUGAAGAACCUAGGAAUUUCUCCAUCACCAAACCUACCAGGCUCGGUGUCCCGUCGUCCAAGAAGGGUAAAGAAAUUGCAGGACUAAAAACUAUUGUCAUGAACGAGUCAAGUCCACCGGCAUACUACAGUCUGUCACUGAAUCGCGCAUAUCAAUUCAUUGACGUUGGCUGUGUUGUGGAGUUCCGCCUCCGAUUACAAGGCAAGACACUGUCAAAAGAGGACAAGAUCAAGCCGGCAGACCAUUGCCAUUGGCAAUGGAUGCACUCGUAUUUCCCACAUUUACGACCGGACUUUAUCAUGAAGGGAAUGCCUGAAGACACAAUCUAUCUGAUCCAGCCUGUGAGUGAUGGACGCGUGGUGCAAUGGGUGGCGUCGAAACCAGCACAAGUCCACCCCACGAUAGACCUUACAAAACGAGUAUUCAAUAUCAAAAACUCCGUUGGCCGCUCCAUCAACCAAGGCAAACAAGCCAUGCUGCCAAGGAAAAUGCGUGAGCAGUUGAGAGAAUCUGGGGUGGCCGACUACUCGCCCAACACCGCCAUGCCGAAACAGCUGGCUCGGGCCAAGUUUGGAAGGGGUGGGAACGUCAAGUACAGUAGCGAGGAGAAGAAGUAUUUCAAGAAGGAUGCGGAGACGGAUGGAUUUAUGACGCCGGACGAAGACUUAAUGAGAAAGGGCCUAAGGAUCAAGACGGUGGAUGGCUCGUUUGAACGUGAAAUGUGGGAAGGGAAGCAUCGUUGGGAGGCCCGUGGACACAGAGGUGACUUUCUGAAUGAGAAAAGGAAAAUUCCAAAGGAAUAG